Molecule: messenger RNA, 315 nt
Organism: Knipowitschia caucasica
Lineage: Eukaryota; Metazoa; Chordata; Actinopteri; Gobiiformes; Gobiidae
Source: the annotation of a GenBank genome assembly
AUGUACCCGGAGAUCAGCUCAGACUCACAGAGAUAUGACUACAAGGAGGAGUUUGACACAGAUCUGAAGGACUACAAACGGCUUUGUGCGGAAAUGGACGACAUCAACGACCAGCUGAACAAACUGAGCCGGCAGCUGGACACUCUGGAUGACACCUCGGACAGAUACCAGGCUGUGGCAGAGGAGUAUAAUCAACUGAAAGAUCUCAAGCAGACGCCAGAAUACCAGGCGAAAAAGAAACAGUGUCGCAGACUCAGACACAAACUGUUCCACAUCAAACGAAUGGUGAAGAACUACGACAAGAGCCACUCGUGA